This is a messenger RNA of Trichechus manatus latirostris (Florida manatee), 1422 nucleotides long. Its product is annotated as C-type lectin domain family 18 member C. The transcript is spliced from 12 exons. Gene Ontology annotation, molecular function: polysaccharide binding. Lineage: Eukaryota; Metazoa; Chordata; Mammalia; Sirenia; Trichechidae. The record is from RefSeq and is a predicted model, not a curated record. Bases 52 to 1422 code for a protein of 456 amino acids.
UGGGAAGCAGCUGGACACUGAGCCCGCAGGGCCAGAGCGCCCAGCAGGCCCAUGCUGCAACCAACACCCUCCCCUGGGCUAGGGGGCUGGCACUGCCAGCCAGGCCUCCUGCCCGUGCUGCUGGCUCUCCUUGGCAUCACCUGGGUAGAGAUGCAGCCAUUCCAGCUGCAGGAGAAGCAAGCUCUGAUGCCCGGAGUCCUGAGUCAGAAGGAAAGUUUCCUGCUCCUAUCCCUACACAACUGCCUACGCAGCCGGGUCCACCCCCCCCCCCCCCCCGCAGCCAACAUGCAGAGAAUGGACUGGAGCGAGAGCCUGGCCCGACUGGCUCAGAACAGGGCAGCCCUCUGUAGGGCCCUGGCACCAAGCCUGGCGUCCGCCCCACAUCAUACCCAACAGGUGGGCUGGAAUGUACAGCUCCUACCUACGGCCUCAGCAUCCUUUGUUGAAGUGGUCAGCCUGUGGUUCACAGAGGGGCAGCGGUACAGCCACGCAGCAGCCGAGUGUGCCCACAAUGCAACCUGCACCCACUACACUCAGCUUGUGUGGGCCACUUCAAGCCAGCUGGGCUGUGGGCAGCAUCGCUGUUCUGUGGGCCAGACAGAGAUGGAGGCCUUUGUGUGUGCCUACUCUCCAGGAGGCAACUGGGAGGUGAAUGGGAAGACAAUUGUCCCCUAUAAGAAGGGCGCCUGGUGUUGGCUCUGCACAGCCAGCGUCUCGGGCUGCUUCAAAGCCUGGGACCACACAGGGGGGCUCUGUGAGGUCCCUAGGAACCCGUGCUGCAUGAGCUGCCAGAACCACGGACAUCUCAAUGUCAGCACCUGCCACUGCCACUGUCCCCCCAGCUACACAGGCCGAUACUGCCAAGUGCGGUGCAGUGUGCGGUGUGUGCACGGCCGGUUCCGGGAAGAAGAGUGCUCCUGCAUCUGCGAUGUCGGCUUUGGGGGAGCCCAGUGCACCACCAAGGUGCACUUUCCCUUCCAUACCUGUGACCUGAGGAUCGAUGGGGACUGCUUCAUGAUAUCCUCGGAGACAGACACCUACUACAGAGCCAAGAUGAAAUGCCAGGGAAAGGGCGGGGUGCUAGCCCAGAUCAAGAGUCAGAAAGUGCAGGACAUCCUCGCCUUCUACCUGGGCCGCCUGGAGACCACCAGUGAGGUGACUGACAGCGACUUUGAGACCAGGAACUUCUGGAUCAGGCUCACCUACGAAACUGCUAAGGACUCCUUCCGCUGGACCACUGGGGAGUACCAUUCCUUCACCAGUUUCGCCUUUGGACAACCUGAUAAUCAGGGGUUUGGCAACUGCGUGGAGCUGCAGGCGUUGGCUGCCUUCAACUGGAAUAACCAACGCUGUAAAACCCGAAACCGUUACAUCUGCCAGUUUGCUCAAGAGCACAUUUCCCGGUGGGACCCUGGGCCCUGA